Molecule: messenger RNA, 450 nt
Organism: Mycotypha africana
Lineage: Eukaryota; Fungi; Mucoromycota; Mucoromycetes; Mucorales; Mycotyphaceae
Product: ubiquitin-conjugating enzyme/RWD-like protein
Exons: 2
Source: RefSeq, a predicted model, not a curated record
AAUUUCAAUACACUUGAUGAAAUUCACGCUUGGAUUAAGGGACCAGAGAGAACUCCAUUUGAAGGUGGUUAUUUCAAAGUAAAGCUCAUGCUGGAUGAUGGAUUCCCACAGAAACCACCGAAAGGAUAUUUUGUAACGAAAAUCUUCCAUCCCAACGUAUCAGCAGCUGGUGAAAUUUGCGUGAAUACAUUAAAGAAAGAUUGGAAGCCUAACCUGGGAAUUGGACAUGUUCUAUUAACUAUUAAAUGCUUAUUGAUUGCACCUAAUCCAGAAUCAGCAUUGAACGAAGAAGCAGGUCGCCUCUUACUUGAACAAUACGAUGAUUAUGCAAACAAAGUAAGGUUUUACACUAAUCUCCAUGCGACCUUAGGGAUUAAGGAAUACACAGCACUUUACGAAGAGAGAUCAGCCGCUAAUGUGAGCAUUGAUUCAGCAUUACUCAAAGAAAAC